This is a messenger RNA of Symbiodinium necroappetens, 1677 nucleotides long. NCBI's taxonomy places the organism in Eukaryota, Dinophyceae, Suessiales, Symbiodiniaceae. The record is from the annotation of a GenBank genome assembly.
GUCACCAAGCUCAAGGAGGAGCGUAUCUCCGAGGAGGACACGCUGAAGGCGGCAGAGGUCCAGCGAGGGAAGGAGCACGAGCACUACGUGGAGGAGCACACCGAGGACACCCAGGUGGUCGAACAGAUCUCCCAGGCCCAGCAGGCCCUGAAGACGGGAUCUUCUGCGGCCCUGCUGCAGAAGGCCCCGAUGCUCCGUGCUGCGGAGCGACGCCUGGCAGCCUCGGAGAAGCAGCGCCUCGUAUCCUUCUUGUCGGGGGAGAGGAUGGACCCGAGCUAUGUGCUGGGCAUCUUGAGUGGCAUGGCCGACGACACCAAGGAAGAGAUCGCAACUGAUGACAAGAACGAGGACACCGCCAUCCACACCUACGACGAGCUCGAGGACUCCAAGAAGGUGGAGAUCUCCACGCUGCUGGAGCAGUUCGAGCGGAAGAUGAAGCGCAUUGGCGAGCUGAAGGUGGAGGUGGUGAACAUGAAGAAGUCCAUGGAGGGUGCGGGCCAGUCCCUGGCAGACGACAAGAAGAUGCUCAAAGAGCUUCAGAGCGCUUGCGAGGCCAAGGCAGCUGCCUGGGAGGAGCGUCAAGCAACUCGUCAGAAGGAGCUCUCGGCUCUGCAAGAGACCGUGAAGAUCCUGGACUCCGACGAGUCCUUGGACCUCUUCCGCGGCAAGGCCUCGAGCCUCCUUCAGCUCUCAAAGGGUGAUCAAGACAAGAAGGACAAGGCGCUGGAGCUGGUGCUCAAGGCACGCAGCGAGGCCCAUCCGGAGCUGAACUUUUUGGCUUUGGCACUCUCCGGCCGCAAGAUCGACUUCAGCAAGAUCGUGAAGAAGAUCGAUGGGAUGGUCGAGCUCUUAAAGACCGAGGGCAAGGACGACGCGAGCAAAAAGGACUACUGCGGCAAGGAGUUCCACGAGGCCGAGCUGAAGACCAAGUCCGUGGCCUCGACCAUCACAUCUCUGAAGGCGACCGUGGAGCAGUCCAAGGGCGCCAUCGCGCAGCUUGCCACGGAGAUCAAGGGCCUCCAGGCGGGCCUGGUGGAGUUGGACAAGACCGUGGCGGAGGCCGGGGAGAACCGCAAGGCCGAGCACGAGGACUUCCAGGAGCUCCUGGCUUCCAAUGGUCAGGCGGUGCAGCUCCUGGACCUGGCCAAGAACAAGCUGAAUCAGUUCUACAGCCCAAGCCAGUUCGUGGACACCACCACAAAGAACCCCUUCGAUCCCUAUGCCUUCCUGCAGUCCUCCAGCCGGAAGGUGGAGGCUCCACCGGCGACCUUCGAGGGCGGCUACCAGGCCAAGAUGUCCGAGAGCCAUGGCAUCUUCUCCCUGAUUGCACAGCUGAAGGCGGACAUCGAGCAGGAAAUGGCCUUGGCCAAGUCCGAUGAGGCCAACUCUCAGAAGGACUACGAGAAGACCUUGGCCGAUGCAGCAGAAAAGCGUGACGCAGAUGUGACGUUGACGCAGGAGAAGGCGAAGACCAAGGCAGACCUUGAGACCGAUCUUAGCGACGACAAAAGCGAGCUCUCCAACAAGAAGAAGGAGGCCACUGUCGUGGAGGAGGUCGUGAGCAACUUGCACAAGGAGUGCGACUGGCUCCUUGAGCACUUCGAUCUGCGCGCCCAAGCUCGUGCCGAGGAGAAGGAGAACCUGGUGCAAGCCAAGACUGUACUGUCCAGCAUGUGA